AUGGACUCCGAGUCAGCAACUUCUGCUCCAGCUACUGGUGAAACUGCUGCGACCACAGAAAUCAAAAUUCCCGCACUUUUCGAAGAUCCUUCAGCAGAUGUCAUUUUGCGCACAAGCGAUGGUGUAGACUUACGCGUCUACAAGCUUAUUCUGUCCCUCUCGUCCCCGGUUUUCCAAACGAUGCUCACCCUCCCUCAACCGCCAUCCGACAACACGUCUACACCUACAAACCCAGUCAUUGGAAUGACCGAGCCGUCGAGUGUCCUUAUUCCACUCAUUCGUGCGUGCUACCCCGCACGCCGCGAGCACGAGCUGGAUGCUACUGACACCGCACAUCCUGGUGGUCAAACGGCAUCUGGCAAGCCAAAUCACGACCUCAUCCGUGAGAUCCUUGAGGCAGCUCGUAAAUACGAUAUCGCUGCAUUCGAUAGCACGGCCUCUGCUCUCCUUCACGGCUUCAUCGAAGGCGAUCCAAUCGCCGUCUACGCCACCGCGGCUCGCUUUUCCCUCAAAUCCGUCGCCGCCGCUGCCGCCAAGCAGACUCUAAAGUCUAAAUUCAUGACCCAUAGGUCUGCUGAGGCGAUGAAUUACAUGACGCCUGUCCAGCUCUAUGACCUUCUACAGUAUCACCGUAGGUGCGGUGAGGCGGCUCAUGAUGCUAUCAAUCACUUCGCACGAAAUGUGGAUGAGGAGGACAGAUUCUAUUACAUGUUUACAGACUCGAAACCUUGUAGUUGCUUCAGGAGGCUUGACAUGACAAUGCUGGGAGAUGAUGACUCGGGAAGCUGGGCCUUGCCUUCAGUUUGGGACUUUCUACAAUACGCAGCAGCAGCGGCGAAGGAUCAUCCAGAUCCUCAAGUCAUCCUGUCCUACGACGAGAUCCAAGCGCAUCCUCGCUGGGAAGGAGCCGCUUGCUCUGAUUAUGACAAUUGUGCAGCAUCUGGACCAAUGAGUCUUGAGCCAUUUUAUGCCAAACUGAUGAAGAUGGUGACGGAGGCAGUGAAUAAAGAACCACCACCCAGCAUUCCUUGA
Messenger RNA from Stereum hirsutum FP-91666 SS1, 1032 nucleotides. RefSeq lists its product as uncharacterized. The transcript is spliced from 2 exons. The record is from RefSeq and is a predicted model, not a curated record. Gene Ontology annotation, molecular function: protein binding. The coding region runs from base 1 to 1032 and encodes 343 amino acids. NCBI's taxonomy places the organism in Eukaryota, Fungi, Basidiomycota, Agaricomycetes, Russulales, Stereaceae.